Macrosiphum euphorbiae (potato aphid) is the source of this 900-nucleotide messenger RNA. NCBI's taxonomy places the organism in Eukaryota, Metazoa, Arthropoda, Insecta, Hemiptera, Aphididae. The record is from the annotation of a GenBank genome assembly.
AUGUAUUCGGUUACAAUAACACUAUGUCUAUGUUUCUGCAUCUUGUCGGAGUCAAUGGGUGGGCUCGUGGUUAUGAGUCGUGUCCCCCCGGAUCCGAGGAAAAAGUCCGAAACAGUAUUGCAACUGCAGCCGAGAGGACCGGAGUAUAAUAUGGCCGCCGAUCAAAAAGUUAAGUCGUCACCGCCACCACCGAUCUGCGACUGUUCCCAUGUAUCCGAAUUUCCUCAUCAGCACGUCGUCGGUUCGCAGAUAACCAGCCGCCGUCCACCGAACAUCGACGGUCCGAAGGUAAACGAAUACCGUCCACCGCACAUCGGCUUCCCGAAGGUAACCGGUUACCGUCCAUCGGCGUCGACGAACUGCCCAACGCAAUGUCCACCCCGAUGCACUAUGCCUCCGUGGCCGACCCGCCGGACGCCACCACCAUGCACGACUUGUCGGACUACGCAGCCGCCUUGUACCACUCGUCGGACCAUACCACCAUGUACUACGUGCUGGACCAUACCGACAUGCACCACUUGCACCUUACCGCCAUGCACGACUCGUCGGACUACGCAGCCGCCUUGUACCACUCGUCGGACCAUACCACCAUGUACUACGUGCUGGACCAUACCAACAUGCACCACUUGCACCUUACCGCCAUGCACCACUCGUCGGACCAUACCACCAUGUACUACGUGCCGGACCAUACCGACAUGUACCACUUGCACCUUACCGCCAUGCACCACUCGACGGACCAUACCACCAUGUACAACUUGCUGGAACAUACCACCAUGUAGCACGUGCCGUACCAAGCCGCCAUGUCCCUCGUGCCGGACGCUGCCUCCGUGUGACGAAUGCCGGACAAAAAAACAUCCGCCUGUAUUGGCCAUAAGUGUCGAAAUUAACCUACCACAAUAG